Messenger RNA from Cyprinodon variegatus (sheepshead minnow), 588 nucleotides. RefSeq names its product protein FAM65A-like. The annotation marks the transcript as partial. Lineage: Eukaryota; Metazoa; Chordata; Actinopteri; Cyprinodontiformes; Cyprinodontidae. The transcript has 6 exons. The record is from RefSeq and is a predicted model, not a curated record.
ACAGGGAGUCCUUCACGAACUCUGUCCACCAUGUCUCUGUCCGUUCGUCCAGUCAGAAGGAUCAUUUCCAGGUCCAUCACUAGGAGCCAGAGCUUCACUGGAGUUAACACCCAGGACAGGCCUUACAGGACCCUCUCAGUGUUCAGCACUCCUGGUAUCAGCAGAAAGUCCAGCCGAGCCAGUGGGCUUUUCAGCAUGUCCACCAAACCAAACCCACCGCCGAAAGUUCCCCAACCAGAGCGGCUGGAUGAAGUCUACAGCGCCGUGAAGAAAGGCCUCCAGUCUUACCUCCAGCUCUACCAAAUGGAUCUGGAGAACAUCAGCAGGCAGAUUAAAGUCUCUAAAAGAAACUCCCGGCUGGGUUUCCUCUACGAAUUAGAUAAGCAAGUGAAGGUGAUCGAGCGGUACAUCACCAGACUGGAGUUUCAUCUCAGCAAGGUUGAAGAGUUUUAUGAAGCCUACUGCCUUCAGAGGAAACUGAGAGACGGAGCCCACAAGAUGGUGAAAGCUUACACGGCCAACCCAGGAAGCAGGGAGGCCAAGGAGAGUCUGGGAGAGGCCACUAAAGGAUACAAGGAAUGCACAGAG